UCCAAAAAAAUUGAUACUAUCACUUUUUCACUUGAUGGCUGCACCUUUGCCUUCUUUUGAUGUUGGAGACGAGGGCGAUUUCUACUGCAUUGAUGUGCAUUUUGACUCAGGAUUGUAGUGGUGGUCCCAUGUCCCAUCCAUCAUUACAGGUCUUUCAAAAAAUUAAAUUUCAUCCUUUUCACACAGGUCGAGCAAUUCUUGACAACAAUCCACACGUUGCACUUUUGAGGAGGAGUCAACGAACGUGGGACUCAUCUCACAGAAACCUUGACAAAAUAAAAGAAAAGACUAUGGCUUCUGAGGCAUCGGCAAUAUCUCUGUCCGAUUCAGACGAGGAGGAGGAGGAUGCCAAUUUACCGUCCCGAGAGGAAUGUGAACAGAGAUGUCAAUCAUUUUGUGAAGUCACCGGUGCUGACUCAGCAUUGGCCAUGUAUUAUUUACAGAACAGAAAGUGGAAUCUUGAGGCUGCAGUGAGUGAUUUCUUCCCCGAAGCAGAUGGAGGACAAUUACCGAAACCCAUGUCUUCAACUACCUCUGAGGCGUCGAAAAAUUCGGUAUCACGACCAAAGUCAAAAAGUGAUUCUGCGGACCAGGCAAAGGCUGGGUCGAGUAGCAGUACGGAAAAAUGUCUCACUUUAGCCCCACCAGUCCUACAGCCUAAACAUGAGAACACCAUCAAAGUUUUGUCAUGGAACAUUGAUGGACUUGACCCUGAUAAUUUGCAGUCCAGAACAGAAGGUGCAUGCAGUGUGUUGACUCAGGAAAAUGCUGAAGUUAUAUUUCUGCAAGAAGUUGUUGAGAGAAGCCUGAGUAUUAUCCGCAAUAGAUGUUCCAACUAUCAGGUCUUUGUGGGAGUGGAGGGUGAUGUAAUAAUGCCGAAUGCAUACUUCACAGCAGUGUUGCUGAGGAAGGACUGUACAAAUGUACAUUAUGUGAACAUCGCCGACUUCCCUGGCAGUCUCAUGACUCGCAAUUUGCUGGAAGUUAAGGCGGAUGUGAAGAACGUGCCCAUGGUUCUCCUCACUAGUCACUUGGAAAGCACGGCGGAAUACAGCGCGGAGAGGAAGAAGCAGCUGAAGAUGGCGUUUGGCAGAGUUGUGUCCCUUCCUCAAGACUGCACUGUCGUCUUUGGAGGGGACUUGAACUUGAGAGAGAAAGAGCUUGCAGGAGACAGCGCGAAACCUCUCGGCGUCUACGACUUGUGGGAGUGCACGGGGAAGCGGCCGGAAGCCAAACACACGUGGGAUUUGAUGAGAAAUGACAACAAGCAGCUAGGGGGGAAAUUUCAGCCCAGAUGUCGGUUCGACCGUCUUUACGCACGGCACAGUAAACCCGUCAGCCUGAAACCUGUCUAUUUUGAACUGGUGGGCAUUCAGAGGUUGGCUUCGUGUCGCAGAUAUCCGAGCGAUCAUUGGGGGAUCCUUGCUCACUUCAACAUCCAGGGUACAGCAAAGGCAUGAUGGGAAAUUCAGUAGCUGGGAGAACAAAGAAGAGUUCUUGUUAAAGUCACCUUGAUCUAUUUUGAUUCAUGAGAGUAAAGUGAUGUACAAUGGUUACAUUGCUAAAGUUUCUUUUAAUUAAUUAAUCCUCUGUGUUAGAACUGACUGAACACUAAUGCGAGGAACUGUUCAAAUGUAAAUACAGUGGAAACCAUAUACAACAGGCCCGGUAAUAUCAGGGAUCUGGUAAUAACAGGGAUUUUUUAAAUCCCUGUUUUUUCCUACUCUUUGUCUCUGUUAAAAGUUAUCUGCAAUAACAGGGCCUUAUCGGAGCCCAAUCCGUUAUAGCAGGGACAAAGGCUCCUUAACAAUGUGUAAAAAGUAAGAGAGAGAGAGAGAGAGAGGAACACGCAGCGGGUGUAGCGAGAGAGGGCUGCUGUGUGCUACAGACUUUGAUCUAGUCCUAACAGGGCUCCCCUUUUCAGGCCAGCUUAAGAGGUUCCUUCACCAUUUGGUUUUCUAUCUUAAGGGGUAUUUAAACCCUUGUUUCAGAAACUUAAAGGGUAGUUGUUUUUUUUGUUCAUGGCUGACCGACUUAUCAACAAAAGUCAAUUAUCUCCUAAUUUUAUUGUAAGCAUGUAAACAUUUAACUCACACACACCCACACCCACACACACACAGAGAAAGAGAGAGAGUGACCGUGACUAUGAUUGAAUGCUAAUGAUUUUUAAUUAACUGUAAGGUUUCAUCGUAACAACAACAACAACAACAAAGAAAGGAGUAAUAUUAACUAGAAUUAGAGUUAUUUCCACUUGGAGGGGGGUGGGGUGGUAGGGCCAAUCAAAAAUAAAAUAAAGUUGACGAAUCAAAAGGGGUCAAUUCCGACUAAUAUAAAGAAACUAGACUGAUUUAUUAUUUUUCGGAGAAAUCCCAGGGUUCACUUUCCUGUCUUUCCAGACUUUCGAUUUUUUUCUUUCGUGAAAAUGUCACAAGCCUCCUGGAUCGCUUCCGUUUCAUCAAACGAAAAUGCCUCAUGCCUACUUUCGUGCCAAAUUAUUAGUUUGUUGUUAACGGCCUCUGUGGUCAGUGAACUGCGGAGUGCUGUGUGAGCGCGAUUCUGAGAUGAAAAACCACGCUCACAUGGCACAGAAGUAAGGGGGAUGGAGAGUGAGAGUCCAGCAAGUUUUGUGAAAGCAGGGAAAGAGUCUGGAUGCUGCAGCAGCUGCUUGCACAUUUCUGAAAGAGACUUGUUCCUGUGGUGGGUCAAGUAGAACUUUGACUGAAGGUAGGACUGUCCGACUUCUCCAACAUCCAUGUCGAAAGGUGGUCCCCCAUAUCUGUUUAUGAGUCGGUCCAGAGAGUCUCUACCAUGCUCAGGCUGUCCUUCAUUUCUAAGAUGGAGUUUCUGUGGAUCAAGGACAAUGGCAAGAUCUUUGCUGACUUCCAUAUCUUCAUUGGGAAAGCGUUUGGAAAUCUCUUCAUUCACAUUUGUGACUUAUUUCUUGCGCAAAUUUUUCAGCUGCUCCUUGUCUCGUUCACCUGCUUGCAUCUGAAUACCUUGGUAUUCCCCGUGCUGUAGCUGAGUGAGAAGGUCUGCUGUGUGGCUGCCUGGAUUGUCCGGCAGAGCAUUGAGUGUCAACUGUGUAGCAGCAAGCAUGUCUUGCAUUUUGGCAACAUCCAGAACAUCGCUCUGAAAGGUCCUGCUUCAUGAGCAUAUGGCUUCCAAAGCAUCAGCUAACUUGCAGACGGCUGAAAUGAAUCGGAAUGUUUUGACAACUCCGAGGAUGCCCUUGGCUUGAGCUGCUCCAUCAGAGUUGAUUGCUGCUACUUCUUGGUCCCACCAAUUUUGUAGCAAUUCACAACUGCUCGGGACUCAAAUCGACAAGAAUGUCUCGUCUCAGUAGGUGCGAUAGGCCUACAUUUCAUUACACACUAAUCCAAAGGUUUCAAACUGCAGACGGGUCUGUCCCGGGACGAACUGUCGUAGUGCGGUAGAGGCUUUAAACUAAACUGAGUUUACAUCGAAAAAAAAAGGGGAGGGGGUGGGGUUCUGGUGAGGUGCCGCUAUAGUCAUGUUCUGCUGUAUAGCAGACAAACGAAACAGAAAGAGACAGAGUACACCUGAGCCUUGAUGUUGUUGUUGUUGUUAUCGAUCCAGCAACAGCUGGGCUCUCGCGCUUCUGUCCAAUGCCACGUAGUGAUGAGUGCAGGUUUGCUGCAACCUGAGCCUUGAUCAAAGCAGAGAACUUCGUGUGUGGGAGGUCAUUGGCAGCAAAGACCAACGCUGUCCCGAUCUGAUCGAAAUGUGCAGUUGCGCUAAUUUCAACAGCCUUGGAUACCCAUGCUCUCAUAUCGGUGCGCAGGUCCUCUGUCUUUCCCUCACAACGGUGGUCCUGUGACUGCUCGUGUCGUAUUGGUGCUGAUCUUUGCAAGUUUGACGCACCAAGGACAAAUUUAUUUUUUGUCAUGUUUUUCUAUGCCAACUUCAUGUUUGCCGAAGUGCACCCGCUGUAAUGCAUUGUCUUCUCUUCAUUGUAGCUAAGCCAAUUGAACUCCUUCAGCCAAGCAGAACGAAAAACAUCGUGGCUAGUUGAUUUUCUUUUUGUUGCUUCUUCAACUUCUUCGUCCGGCUUCGCUUUUUUUGAUUCCGAACAAUCGCUGCGAUCUGUGUCACUUUCUUUUCUUCGCUUUACCCACGAAUCAAGAGUGGAGCUCGCCAUCUUUGAUUCAGUCAGCUCUAUUAUUAUUAUUUUUUUAGCAUUCCUUUAGCGGUGUGGUACUUUGACUAUUACCCCUGUCGUGAGGUUGCUCACAUCCUUCUAUAAGACUAUGGGGGUAAUCUUACAGCAGGGGUAAACUCAAGGCACGACACCGGCGAAUGCGAGCGACAACAAUGUGAGCGGAGCUCUUCUUGAAGCAAGCCGGUGUCGCUGGAAACUGCGUGCAGCUGAUAAGUAGGUCGACUGCUUCCGUCACAGACAAAAGGUGACUGCUGUGUGUGUGUGGGUGUGUGUGUGUGUGUUGUCAAAUCAUUGACUUGGCUUCGAGAUGGAGAAUUGGGAAAAUGAUGCUUGCCAGACGCACACCACCUACGUUUUAAAGCGUAUGCAAACCCCCGAAACGAAAUUUUAAAGAGUAAAGCUCACGCACCACCAAAACUUUAAGGGGGUAAUCUGCAGGUUUAAUGCGUAAUAUACGCAGGGGAGCCCUGUCCUAUGCCUAGGUACACGCUUGUGUAAUGUGCCAUGCGCAGGCCAUGGGAAACUACCCAUGAAGAAAUACAGCUGAACUAGUCCACAAAUGCUUACUUCCCUUGCAUUUCUGAUUUAACAGA
Aplysia californica (California sea hare) is the source of this 4773-nucleotide messenger RNA. Its product is annotated as tyrosyl-DNA phosphodiesterase 2. Gene Ontology annotation, molecular function: single-stranded DNA binding; 5'-tyrosyl-DNA phosphodiesterase activity; protein binding. Gene Ontology annotation, cellular component: PML body; cytoplasm. The record is from RefSeq and is a predicted model, not a curated record. Gene Ontology annotation, biological process: double-strand break repair. The transcript is spliced from 8 exons. The coding region runs from base 60 to 1460 and encodes 466 amino acids. Lineage: Eukaryota; Metazoa; Mollusca; Gastropoda; Aplysiida; Aplysiidae.